Rosa rugosa (rugosa rose) is the source of this 9116-nucleotide messenger RNA. Its product is annotated as protein NO VEIN-like. The record is from RefSeq and is a predicted model, not a curated record. NCBI's taxonomy places the organism in Eukaryota, Viridiplantae, Streptophyta, Magnoliopsida, Rosales, Rosaceae. Gene Ontology annotation, molecular function: zinc ion binding; nucleic acid binding. The coding region runs from base 96 to 8645 and encodes 2849 amino acids. The transcript is spliced from 14 exons. Gene Ontology annotation, biological process: embryo development ending in seed dormancy; leaf vascular tissue pattern formation; root development. Gene Ontology annotation, cellular component: nucleus.
CGCCACGCAGGUGCGCCUCUUCAGAAGUCAGAACUCCUCUCUCCUCUCUCUGGUUUUUUUUCCGUGUUUCUUGUUUCCUCGCCAUGCAGUGAUUGAUGGCCGGUUACCCUCAUCACUUCCGCCCCUCCAGUGGGGACUGGAACUGGGCACACCCACCUCCUCACCUCUCCCACCCACAAUUUCCUUACCCCAAUUUUCCUCCCCAAAACCCCACCAAUUUAAACAUCUAUCCCCCUCAACCUUCCGCCUUUCCACCACCGCAACCGCAACCGCCGCCGCCGCCGCAACCGUCAAACCCUAAUUUCCACCUCCAACACCCUACAGAUGUCAAUAUCUUUCCCGCCAACCACUAUGGACACUCCUCAUUUUCCAAUUACUACCCAACCCCAACCCCAAGCUCUAAUUUCUCUCUGCAAAACCCUAACCCCACUCCACCCUUCCCCCCUCAGAGCUUCUCCCGUAACCCUAACGAGGCGCCCGACCCGCCGAACCUCCCGAAUUCGGCUAGGCAUUUGCCUGAGGACCCGAGAGAGGUGCUCGAGAAGAUCGACCGUGCGGUGGAGAAGCUUCGCGACGAGCUUGUCGCCGCCGGGAAGAACGUCUCGGCCUGGAAGGUGUUACAGUCUGCGCUUCUGAUGCUCAAUGUUGAUGCCGAGACUUGUUUGGGCCUCAAAGUUGAGCAAGUGCCGUCUCUUCACCGCCUCAUGGUCACUGAAGGAAGGAUAAAUGCAUUUAUUCAUUGCUUUGUUGGAGUUCGAUCAAUUACAUCUUUGUAUGAUUUGGAAGUUGCAAUCUGCAAGAAUGAGGAUAUUGAGCAGUUUGAAGAGCUUGGAUUGGGUCCUUUGUUGCAACACCCACUAGUUUUGCAAUAUUUCUCGGUGGAUUCUGAAACAACUGAAGUCUUUAAGAUAUCUAGUGAGGAGAUACUACAUUUACUCAGUAGGUACCUAAAGAAGCCGAAAGUUAAGGAAAAUUCUGUUGAGGGGUUCUUGGACUUCAUUGUUACGAAGCGACCUGUUGCAGGCAAGGAAAAGCUUGGAAUUCGAAUAUUUAGUUUGGGGGUGCAUGCUUCUGCUAUGCGUGAAGCCAAGGCUUCAGAACGUGCAGCUUUAUGGAAAUCAUUACAGGAAUUAAAACAAAAGUCUCCCAAAAUAUCUAGGAGGAAGGCACCAAUUUUCUCCUCGCUGAAAAAUCGGCUAGAUAAACAUUUUCGCGCCAUUUCGCAGCAAUCUGGAUUGUGUUCUGUUGUGAAUGGAAAGGAAGAUACACUUGUUUCUUCAAGAUCAAAGGAUGAAGGUAUUAAUGAUUAUUUACAUGAUGACAAAGGUAAUGACCAUGGUACUGGUGGUCAUAUUGACUCACUAAAAUCCCUGAAAAGUUCUGACAGAGAGGGUAAGUGUUCUUACUUGUCUGAAGUGGAGGAGAGGUCUUCGCUCAUGUCAAACCACCCUUCUCCAAGCCAAAAGCAUAAUGAGAGUAAUGGGUCAGUUAAAAAGAAAAGAAAAUACGAAAAUCUAAGCUGCCCUAUCUCUGUUCCCUCAAAGUUGCGCAAGAGAGAGAAGGUAGAGCAAGAUGCUCUUCCUACAGAAAGUGACAGUGAAACUAAGGAGGUCAGCGAGAUGCUUAAACUUGAUCUUUCAAUUGCCAAUAAUCUUUUGAGGAUGUUCAUUACAACUUGGAAGGAGGCAUGUAGGGAGCAGCCUGUGGCUGAGGUACUUUGGGCCAUGCUUCGCUCUUGUAAUACAAAAUAUAGGAGGACAAAGAGAAUCAUGGCAAUGUUUUCGACAUACCCUUUGGUUGGAUUACUCAAUGUUGCCGUCUCAUCUAUCAAAUGUGGAAUGUGGGAUAAUAUGUUUGAUACGUCCCAAACCAUUAGUCCACGUGAGUUGGCUAACACUGUAACUGAUAAUUAUCCUGAACAUGUCGAACAAAGUAUAAAGGAUGUACCACCAGUCAGCACCGAACAUGCUACCGAACAUGGACAAACCUCUUGCUGCCUGAAGCCAAAUCAUCAGGAUCGUCCACGUCGGUGGAGGAAGAUCCCAAGGAGUCGUAAGAAGUUGGAGCCUGAAAACGGACACAUCUGCUACCUUUGUCAUCAAGAGGGACACGUCAAGAGAAGAUGCCCUCUGCUGCAGCAAACUAAAAAAUCAUCAUAUGAACCACAGAGUCCUCAACAAUUGGCUCAGUAUUCUAUUUCCGGAGAAGAGGUGGAGGAGAAAGUCAGUGCUGUGGUGGACGACUCCACAGGUGUUUCAGUUAAAGAGAUAAUCAGGAAAGUUGCUACAUAUUUUGAGACUGAUCACGGAAUGUCUAGCAAUGGUGAAUCACUUCCGGAGAAGAUAUUUAUUUACUUCAGAAAGCUUUGCAAUUGUGAGCUCUGGUUGACUGAAGAAUUUUCUGUCAAGGAAUUUAGAUCCCUUGGUUAUGGGGAAUUUAUGAUGUUUUUAGAAAAGUAUGCCCGUCUUCUGCCACCGGAGAUGUGCAAGUUCUUGAAAGAUGACAGCAGUGGAAAGUUUCCUUUGGAGGUUUGCAUGCUUCCGCAUUAUUUAGUUGUUUUGGUAUCUCAAGCUUUAAACAAUUUAUGGGAGGACCAAAAUAUUACCAAACUGAACAUUUCUUCUCUGCUUGGGAAGCAGUUCCCGGCCCUUAGUUUCCAUACCAUUGAAAAUGGUUCAGUAGAAGACUUUAAAAGUAUAGUAGGAAAGCAUAAAGACACUGCAAUUUCCAAAUGUGUACUAUUUUCAAUGACAAUAUGCGGAACUAGUUACACUCUAGAAUCAUUGGAAAACUGUAGUAAGAAUGCUGUAUUGAAAAGCAGUUUGGUGAGUGUUAACAGUGACCAGAAAAUAAGCAUUCAAUCUGUUGCAUCCAAGGAGGCAAUUGCAGUCUUACUUAGGGCACCCAUGAUGUCAGAUUUGAAUUUAUGGUCACAUUGGGACCUCUUAUUUGCUCCCUCUCUUGGCCCUCUUGUACCGUGGUUAUUGAAUGAAGUCAACACAGAUGAAUUACUCUGUUUGGUAACCAAAGAUGGCAAAGUUAUUCGGUUAGAUCAUUCAGCUACUGUAGAUUCAUUCUCGAAAGCUGCUCUUCAAGGAUCCUCUUUUCAAACAGCAGUGAAAAUGUUAUCUCUCUUUUCACUGGUUGGGGGAGAAAAACAUGUCCCCGUGUCCCUUUUGAAAUUCCAUGUACAGCGUGCAUUUGAAGUUAUUUUCAAGACCUAUCUAGAUGGUAUGGAAGUAUAUGACAAGAAGAGUUCUCUUAAUCAAGGAACAGUUUUGUGUGGACAGAAAAUGGUUGUUGAAAUUGCUGCUGGUAAAUGCAGUAACUUACACAGAGCUGUAACGCAGACGAAAAUUGCUGAGUCUGUUAUAUCACAUUUUUUUCUUGAUUGCCUGGGGUAUCUACCUGCAGAGUUUCGCAGUUUUGCUGCUGAUGUGUUACUUUCUGGGAUGCGGUCUGUUUUUAAGCAUGCGGCUUCAGCCAUUUUGGAUGAAUGCAUCCAAAUAGAGCAGCGUCUCAUACUUCAUGAAGUUGGCUUAUCUCUUGGUAUAGUGGAGUGGAUUAGUGAUUACCAUGUAUUUAGUUCCUUGGAUUCUACUGAUUCGUUCAUGUCUGAGGAUUCUGGUCUCAAUGCUGAUAGAGAUCAAAUGGGGUCAGACUCAAAAUAUAUGCAAAAUGUGUCAAAAAAGUUGGCUGCUUCUGAACAGAGUAUGGCUGCAUCUGUUAGGGCAGAUGAGCAUAAAGGAGGAUGUGCUGAUGUUAGCCGGAUGGUUGAUGGUGCAGGAGUUUCUGAUGCUGGGAUUGGCAUUGGCAUUGGCAUUGGUUACAGACAACAUCCUACUAAUAUUAAUGAACAUGAAGAUGCUUUCCAGGUUAUUGAGUCAAUCAGGAGAGAUGAAUUCGGUUUGGAUUCAAGCCCAUUGACCUUUGAAAGUAUCGUCUUAAAGAAACAGCAUGCUCGCUUAGGGAGAGCUCUGCACUGUCUUUCACAGGAAUUAUAUUCUCAAGAUUCUCAUUUUCUUCUUGAGCUGGUUCAAAAUGCUGAUGAUAAUACUUAUCCAACAAAUAUAGAACCAACUCUAGCAUUCAUUCUUCAAGAAUCAGGUAUUGUUGUUUUGAAUAAUGAGCAAGGCUUCUCUGCCCAGAACAUUAGAGCACUUUGUGAUGUUGGAAAUUCAACCAAGAAAGGAUCCAGUGCCGGAUAUAUAGGGCAAAAGGGCAUCGGUUUCAAAUCAGUAUUUCGUGUCACAGAUGCUCCAGAAAUUCAUUCUAAUGGAUUUCAUAUCAAGUUUGAUACAAGUGAGGGUCAGAUUGGUUUAAUUCUGCCCACAGUUGUACCUCCUUGCAAUCUUGAGUUGUUUAGACAGCUGACAUCUAGUGACAUUGAUAAACCAGAUUGUUACUGCUGGAAAACUUGUAUUGUUCUUCCUUUCAGAUCGAAAGUAUCAGAUGGAACUGUCUUGAACCACAUAAUGAAUAUGUUUUCAGAUCUUCAUCCAUCUUUACUACUAUUUCUUCACCGCCUCAAGUGUAUCCGGUUUAGAAACCUAAUCGAUGAUUCACUUACUGUCAUGAGAAAAGAAAUUGUAGGAGACGGUAUUGUCAAGGUUUCACAUGGGAAUACGAAGAUGACAUGGUUUGUAGUAUCUCAGAAAUUGCACUCAGAUAAUCUUCGUAGUGAUGUGCAAACAACAGAAAUCUCAAUUGCUUUUACAUUGAAGGAAUCGGAUAAGGGCAUUUAUCGUCCAGAUAUAGGCCAACAGCCUGUGUUUGCAUUUCUUCCUCUUAGAACAUACGGACUGAAAUUUAUUGUUCAGGGUGAUUUUGUUCUUCCUUCAUCCAGAGAGGAAGUGGAUGGAGAUAGUCCCUGGAACCAAUGGCUAUUGUCAGAAUUUCCUGGUUUCUUUGUCGAUGCAGAGAAAUCAUUUUGUUCUCUUCCAUGUUUCAAAGAGAAUCCUGGGACUGCUGUGGCAGCUUACAUGUCCUUUGUUCCACUUGUUGGGGAAGUGCAUGGUUUCUUUUCUUCUCUUCCUCGAUUAAUUAUUUCUAAAUUACGGAUGUCAAAUUGCUUACUUCAGGAAGGAGAAAAGAAAGAAUGGGUUCCUCCUUGCAAGGUCCUAAGAAAUUGGAGUAAACAGGCUCGUUCACUUCUCCCUGAUGGUCUACUGCAUGAGCAUCUUGGCCUUGGAUUCUUGGAUAAAGAUAUAGUUCUGCCUGAUCCACUUGCAAGAGUUCUAGGUAUUGCAGAGUAUGGGCCCACAGUUCUGCUUCAGGUAAUGGCUUCUUUAUGUGGUAAGCAGGAUGGCCUCAAAUCAAUGGGAAUGGGUUGGAUGGCCUCUUUGCUUAGUGAACUUUAUGCAAUGUCAUUCAAAUCUUCUGUUGAAACUUCCUUUGAUUCUGGAAUAGAAAUGGGAUUCCUAGAAAAACUUCAAAAAAUUCCAUUCAUACCUCUUUCAGAUGGUACAUAUGGUGCAGUCGUUGAAGGCCCAAUUUGGCUACAGUUUGAUGCCGUUGGGACUGGUUUUGGGGAUCAUCAUGGACUUGAAUCUUUUCCAAAGUUAUAUGCUAAACUUCGGAUUGUAAGUCCGGAGCUCUAUGCAUCGUCUGCUGAUAUGCCAUCCAUGGAUGUGACGCCGAUUGACAAAGUCAUUAGUAUGCUCCAUAGAAUUGGUGUCCAACGGUUGUCCGCACACGAGAUUCUCAAGGCUCACAUCUUGCCAGCUAUAUCUGAUGAUAGAAUUACAGUUAGGGAUGAAGAUUUGAUGACUGAUUAUAUCUGCUUCGCAAUGGUUCACUUACAGUCGAGCUGCUCUGAUUGUCAUGCUGAAAGGGAAUACAUAAUAUCAGAACUACAAAAUAAAGCUUAUAUUCUAACUAAUAAUGGCUUUAAACGACCUGCUGAGGCAUCAAUUCAUUUCAGUAAAGAAUUUGGAAAUCCAGUGGACAUAAGUAGGUUGAUUGAUAGGGUAAAUCUGACAUGGGAUGAGGUUGAUAUCUCCUAUUUGAAGCAUCCAGUUGCUAAAUCACUUCCAAAUGGACUGAUGAAGUGGAGAGAUUUUUUCCAGAAAAUUGGCAUUGUGGAUUUUGUGAAGGUAGUUCAAGUUGAGAAGGGUUUCACUGAGUUGUCUGAGGCUCUAUUUAAUAAUCUAACUUGGGACCAGCACACUAUUUCCCAUGGGUUGAAUGCCACAGAUUGGGAAUCACCUGAGUUAGUCCAUUUAUUAUCCCUAUUGUCCAGAGAUGGCAACAGAAAAGGUUGUGAGUAUCUCUUAGAGGUUCUCGAUAAAUUAUGGGAUGAUUGCUAUAGUGACAGAGCUAUAGGGUACUGCUCUUCUAAGUCUGUUGCAGAUAGAAAGCCCUUCAAAUCUUCAUUUAUGAGCACCAUCUGCGAUGUGCAAUGGGUAGUAUCAGGAAUGGAUGAUAAACUUCACUAUCCCAAGGAUCUAUAUCACGACAGUGUUGCAGUGCGGUCAAUUCUUGGUGGAUCUGCCCCAUUUUUUGUUCCUAAGGCUACCAGUGAAAAAUUUGUAUCUGAUAUUGGUUUUAAGACAAGAGUCUCUCUUCACGAUGCUCUGGAGAUGUUGAAACUAUGGAGAUGUGAGAAUCCGUUUAGGGCCAGCCUAGCACAAAUGUCCAAAUUUUACUCAUUAAUCUGGAAUGAAAUGGCUUCUUCAAAGAAGACAACUGCAGAGGAAUUCUGUUUGGAACCUUUUGUAUUUGUUCCAUAUGAAUCUAGCUUCCGGCAUGAGGAUGUGGUGUCUGGUACAUUUCUGUCCCUUGAAGAAGUAUACUGGGAUGAUUCUACUUUCUUUGUGGACCAAAUCAAGGAGAUCCAUCAUCAGUGCAACUCAACAGUUGGUAAUCAUGGCCCCAUAAACAGGAUUCUGAGUAAUUUCUACCCGGCCCUUCAUGACUUCUUUGUUGAUAUAUGUGGAGUACAUGAGAUCCCUCCUCUUCGUAGCUACCUUCAGAUUUUGCUACAGUUUUCAAAUGCUGUUUUGCCUUCACAAGCAGCUAAUGCUGUUUUUCAAGUUUUUCAGAAGUGGGCUGAUGGGCUCCAAUCAGGAAUGAGUGCUGAGGAUAUUGUAUACUUGAAAGAUUCUCUUACAAGGAUGGAAUGUACUGUGCUUCCUACUGUACAGGAUAAGUGGGUAUCUCUACAUCCUUCCUAUGGUCUCCUGUGCUGGUGUGAUGAUAAGAAGUUGAAGAAGCAGUUUAUGCAUAUGGAUGGACUUGAUUUUCUUUACUCCGGUGGACUAAGUAAUGAUGAUGAAGAGAUCCUAAGUACAAAAAUGUCCGUCCUCAUGCGAACCUUAGGGAUUCCUGCACUUUCAGAGGUUGUGACUCGUGCGGCGAUGUUUAAUGGUCCGACAGAUUCUAGCUUUAAAGCUGCAUUACUGGAUUGGGCUUUGCCAUAUGCGCAGCGCUACUUACAUAGUUUACAUCCUGAUAAAUAUUCUCAACUCAAGCAGUCUGGAUUCGAUAUACUAAAUCGUUUGCGAGUAGUAGAAGUUCAAAAGCUGUCCUACCGCAAUGUUAUAAAGAUUGCUGGAAGUGAAUCCAAGAAGCAAAUCGAAUGUAGUUGUGUUCUGCAGGAUCACGAUCUGUAUACAACCCAGGAAUCAGAUUCUCACGCAUUAUUUAUGGAGCUUUCUCGUUUGUUUUUUGAUGGAAAGCCAGAAUUACACUUGGCAAAUUUCCUUCAUAUGAUCACAACAAUGGCCGAAUCAGGUUCAACUGAGGAGCAGAUAGACUUUUUUAUCUUCAAUAGCCAAAAGGUGCCAAAGCUUCCUGAUGGAGAAUCUGUUUGGUCCCUGUCACAUGUGCAUAAUGAUAGGUUACCCCAGCCAAGUGACUGGCGCUUUGUUGGUUGGAAAGCCCCACUAAGCUUUGGUUAUGCAAAUCUUUUCAAGGCUCAGGCACAAUUUGCACAGCUUACCAGUGUCUCACAAAUUGAAAUGGAUAAUGAUUCUGAAACCCAUGUCAGACAAACAGUUGAAUCAACUCCCAUUUCAGUAGACAUUAAAUGGACAAUUGGUGAGGGUACAGCAACAACAUCUGCACCUUUAGUGCUGCCAAACUCCAAUGAUUUGCAAGAACACUUUGAUGAUGAGACUGAUAUGGAUACUGAUUUCAAUCCUAAUAAUCUAGAUUUUGUUGUUGACCCUCGCGUUUUGGGUUCAUCUGAUUGUAGCAAGGUAGACCAUCCUAGAUAUGGCUCUAGUGGAAGAGAUGCAAUGCGUGGAAGAGAUGCAAUGCUUACCGGGAGGUUAGGUGAGGUUGUUGCUUUUAAAUACUUAAUUGCAAAAGCUGGCAAGUCAGUUGUGAGGUGGGUUAAUGAAAGAAUUGAAACUGGGCUACCCUAUGACAUAGUUGUAGGUGAGAAGGAAGAUAGUCUAGAGUUCAUUGAGGUUAAAGCCACCCAACAACAAAAAAAGGAUUGGUUCCACAUAUCAAUGAGGGAGUGGCAAUUUGCAGCGGAAAAAGGCGAAGCCUUCAGCAUUUUGCACGUCCUCUUAUUGGGUAAUAAUGCUGCAAGAGUCUCAGUUUACAAGAAUCCUGUAAAAUUGUGUCAUCUGGGCAAGCUACAGUUGCAUCUUUCGAUGCCUAGGCAGGAGAAGGAAUUAUUUCUUGUGUCCUGAAAGGCACUUCAUAGCGAUCGUUGCUUCUGUUCAGUGGAGUCGGUUAGUUAGUUCAACAAAUCUGUUGAUCUAAGCGCCAUUAUACUUUUAUGGAUCUGGCAUGUCUGAGUUGCCGCCCUCGCAUUUUAAAAGGUUUUAGCACAUGGGUAUAGGCCAGUCUGGUUGAUAAGUUGAUUUGCAUAGAAAGAUUCUGGCUUCUGCAGAUGGAUCUUUGGGUGUGGAACUUGACAUAGCGGAAACCAUGUAUGGUACGGGACUAAGGAGAACCGUCAGUAGUCAUACUUGUGCAGGUGUAUUCCGUCAAAACUCAAAAGAUAGUGUCCUGUAAAAUACCCUUCUUUUAAGUAGUUGUCUGUAAGGUCUUGCAAUCAAAGAUAUUGUACAGUGAUUUCACAUGGUCACCACAUUUGCUGAUAUAGGAUUCUGCCCUAUCACAGGGAAAUAAAUCUAGUGUUCAAGACAUUUUAGUAA